Messenger RNA from Microcebus murinus (gray mouse lemur), 1068 nucleotides. The record is from RefSeq and is a predicted model, not a curated record. Lineage: Eukaryota; Metazoa; Chordata; Mammalia; Primates; Cheirogaleidae.
CUCAGAGGUCGUCAGGCUGGCUGUGAGCUGGCAGGCACAGAGAGUGUGGCCCCGCCCUGUGUCCCUCUGUGUAACCAGCAGCCCCGCCAGGGGUGACUUGAAGACCAGGGCUGAUGAGAGGGUGGCGGGGCAGAGGGGCAGUGCGCCUGCUGCAGGUGGCCCUGCUGCUGUCCUGGGCAUGCGGCUCCCUGACACUAUCAUGUGGCCGAAGAAUCAAUAGGAAAACUAAGGAGAUAGAGAUUUCUGGAAUCAUAGGCGGGGAGGCUACAGACAUUACAGAAUUUCCAUGGCAGGUAAGAAUUCUUCGCAAUCACAGCCAUCUCUGCGGAGGAUCUGUGCUCAGUGAGUGGUGGAUUCUCACCGCAUCUCACUGCUUCUACGGAAAAGAUAAAAAUUACAGCCUGGUGAUCACACACAGUGUGACCAACUUCAGCAUCACGAACUUCACCGAGGUGAAAGUGGACAAGCUCAUCACUCACCCUCACUAUGACAGCUGGCUUCUGGAUAACGACAUAGCUUUGCUCUUGCUCAAGUCCCCGUUACCUCUGGGCGCCACCGCCUUCCCCAUCUGCGUUUCAGAGGUCACCGACAUACACAAGUGGACGGACUGCUGGGCAACAGGAUGGGGCGUCACUAGUGUAAAUCCUGUGUCAGGUUUGUCUCCAGUCCUUCAGAAAGUCAACCUCGAGCUGGUCACAUGGAAGACGUGCUUAAAUACUUUGUCCCUUAUCACCAAGAACAUGCUGUGUGCUGGGAGUGCUCAAGGUGGAAAGGACUCCUGCCAGGGUGACAGCGGGGGGCCUCUUGUUUGCCAGAAAAAGAAGAAGAAAAACAUAUGGUACCAGCUGGGCAUUAUCAGCUGGGGAGUGGGCUGUGGCCGGAAGAACUUGCCUGGAGUGUACACGAAAGUGGCAAAUUAUCUGCUUUGGAUUGAGAGGGAGACGAUGCUGGCAGGGAAGCCGUAUGGGUACCAGAGAGACUCGGGGUCCAGCGUGUUUCUCUCCCCUGGGGCUGCCUUGUUACUAUGUUUCUACUUUCUUUAAGAUUAAAUACUGUAUUGUCUUAAGA